Molecule: messenger RNA, 4020 nt
Organism: Podarcis raffonei (Aeolian wall lizard)
Lineage: Eukaryota; Metazoa; Chordata; Lepidosauria; Squamata; Lacertidae
Product: zinc finger protein 420-like
Exons: 6
Coding region: 329-3088 (919 amino acids)
Biological process (GO): regulation of transcription by RNA polymerase II
Molecular function (GO): DNA-binding transcription factor activity, RNA polymerase II-specific; RNA polymerase II cis-regulatory region sequence-specific DNA binding
Source: RefSeq, a predicted model, not a curated record
GAAGGGGGGGUUGCUUUGGUAUCUCUGCUGCUAGGGCUGAAUCGCAGCCCCCUCCUGGGAUCUGGUGAGUCCAUAGCUGUCAACUUUCAGAUUUGAAAAUAAGGGAUCAGCAGCCUCGAAAAAAAGGGAUCAGCAACCUCACCUAUCUAACAAUCCGGGAUAUCAGCAGGAAGCAGCGGGAAACGGCGCUGGAAUAAGGGAAUUUCCCGCAAAAAAAGGGAAGGUUGACAGCUAUGGGAUUUGCUAGAACUUCUCAUUAAGACGGACAGAACUUGGCAGAAGACCAAAGGGUUCCUUCUGAUCUCUCAGAGGCUUCCUGAGAGCACAGAUGGAUGAGCGAGACUCAGCUGGCCCUGAAGAAGGAAGAGGCCAUGGAAGCCAAACUGGGAGCAGUGGGGGAUUCUGGGAAAACCCAGUGCAGAAGAUCCUGGGUGAGGAGGACACCCUCCGCUCAGAGGUGCAGAGUCAGCAGUUGAGGCAGUUCUGCUGCCAGGAGGCCAAAGGACCCCGAGAGGUUUGCAGCCGACUCUACCACUUUUGCCACCAGUGGCUGAAGCCAGAAAGGCACACAAAAGCUGAGAUGCUGGACCUGGUGAUCUUGGAGCAGUUCCUGGCUGUCCUUCCACCGGAGAUGGAGAGCUGGGUGAGGGACUGUGGAGCGGAGACCAGUUCCCAGGCGGUGGCCCUGGCCGAAGGUUUCCUCCUGAGUCAGGCAGAGGAGAGAAAGCAGGGAAGGGAUCUCUUUGCAGAAAUGGACCUGGAUUCCUGUGAGGCAGAGAGGCCUCCGUUGGACACCAGAGAGAGGCCACUGGGUGGCAGAAGGAUGCCGGCAAGACCUCCUGAUCCGCCUUUUUCUUGGUCCAGAAGGGAAGCACAGGCUGUGGAACCAGAUCAGGGUCCAGUGUGCUUUGAAGAUGUCGCUGUUCGUUUCACGGACGAGGAGUGGGCGUUGCUUGAUCCUGACCAGAGAGCUCUGCAUAAGGACGUCAUGGAGGAGAAUCGUGGGAUCGUGGCCUCUCUUGAUUGUGAUGAAUUGGAAAUCGAGAACAAAGGUGACCACGACAAAAUCCCCAGGGAGGAGAAGCCAUAUAAAAAUUUGGAGUAUGGAAAAAACUGCAGUCAGAGCUCCCAUUCCACUUCCCAUGAACAAAAUUUCAUUGGAAAGAAACUCUAUCAGUGCAUGGAAUGUGGAAAGAGCUUCCAUCAGAGCUCCCAUCUCAUUUCCCAGCAAAGAAUUCAUACAGGGGAGAAACCGUAUCAGUGUGUGGAAUGUGGAAAGAGCUUCAGUCAGAGUUCCAAUCUCACUUCCGAUCAAUUAAUUCAUACAGGGGAGAAGCCCUAUCAGUGUGUGGAAUGUGGAAAGAGAUUCAGGAGGAGCUCCGAUCUCACCACCCAUCAAAGAAUUCAUACAGGGGAGAAACCCUAUCAGUGUGUGGAAUGUGGAAAGAGAUUCAGUCAGAGCUCCCAUCUCAUUUCCCAUCAAAGAAUUCAUACAGGUGAGAAACCCUAUAAGUGUGUGGAUUGUGGAAAAAGCUUCACUGAUAGUUCCAAACUCACUUCCCAUCAAAGAGUUCAUACAGGGGAGAAACCCUAUCAGUGUGUGGAAUGUGGAAAGAGCUUCACUGAUAGCUCCUCUCUCACUUCCCAUCAAACAAUUCAUACAGGGGAGAAACCCUAUCAGUGUGUGGAAUGUGGAAAGAGCUUUAGGAAGAGCUCCGAUCUCACUUCCCAUCAAAGAAUUCAUACAGGGGAGAAACCCUAUCAGUGUGCGGAAUGUGGAAAGAGCUUCAGUCAGAGUGCCCAUCUCACUUCCCAUCAAAGAAUUCACAAAGGGGAGAAACCCUAUCAGUGCAUGGAAUGUGGAAAGAGCUUUACAGAUAGCUCCUCCCUCACUUCCCAUCACAGAAUUCAUACAGGGGAGAAACCCUAUCAGUGUGUGGAAUGUGGAAAGAGCUACACUCAUAACUCCUCUCUCACUUCCCAUCAAAGAAUUCAUACAGGGGAGAAACCCUAUCAGUGCAUGGAAUGUGGAAAGAGGUUCAGGAUGAGCUCUGAUCUCACCAAGCAUCAGAGAAUUCAUACAGGGGAGAAACCCUAUCAGUGUGUGGAAUGUGGAAAGAGCUUCAAUCAGAGCUCCUCCCUCACUUUCCAUCAAAGAAUUCAUACAGGGGAGAAACCAUAUCAGUGUGUGGAAUGUGGAAAGAGCUUCACUGAUAGCUCCUCUCUCACUUCCCAUCAAAGAAUUCAUACAGGGGAGAAACCCUAUCAGUGUGUGGAAUGUGGAAAGAGCUUCAGAAAAAGCUCUGAUCUCACGAAGCAUCAGAGAAUUCAUAAAGGUGAGAAACCCUAUAAGUGUGUGAUAUGUGGAAAGAGCUUCACUGAUAGUUCCAAACUCACUUCCCAUCAAAAAGUUCAUACAGGGGAGAAACCCUAUCAGUGUGUGGAAUGUGGAAAGAGCUUCAUUUACAGCCACAGUCUCGCUUUCCAUCAAAGAAUUCAUACAGGGGAGAAACCCUAUCAGUGCGUGCAAUGUGGAAAGAGGUUCACUGAUAGCUCCUCUCUCACGUCCCAUCAAAGAAUUCAUACAGGGGAGAAACCCUAUCAGUGUGUGGAAUGUGGAAAGAGCUUCAGUCAGAGCUCCUCUCUUACUUUCCAUCAAAGAAUUCAUACAGGGGAGAAACCCUAUCAGUGUGGGGAAUGUGGAAAGAGCUUCACUGAUAGCUCCUCUCUCACUUCCCAUCAAAGAAUUCAUACAGGGGAGAAACCCUAUCAGUGUGGGGAAUGUGGAAAGAGCUUCAGAAAAAGCUCCGAUCUCACUAAGCAUCAGAGAAUUCAUACAGGGGAAAAACCAUAUCAGUGUGUGGAAUGUGGAAAGAGCUUCAGUCAGAGCUCCUCUCUCACUUUCCAUCAAAGAAUUCAUACAGGGGAGAAACCCUAUCAGUGUGUGGAAUGUGGAAAGAGCUUCAUUAAGAGUUCCUCUCUCACUUCCCAUCAAAGAAUUCAUACAGGAGAGAGAGAAAGGGACGUGGCAUACAUACAGAGAUUAGCUGAAGAAUCAAGAAGGGAAAUGGAAAUUAAAAGACUAUGAGGAAGUAAAAGAUUAUUUGCAGAGUUGGUUACACUACGAACAAUUACAUGGAAUGUACGAGGACGAUAAUAAGAAAGGAUUUAGUUAUACAUUUUCUAGAUUUCAAAAGGGAGUUAUAGAAGUGAAACAGCUGAAGAAAGUGUAUAAUAUUUUGCUAGAACAGGAAACAAAAGAUGAGGAGGAAAAAAUGGUCAUGAUCAAAUGGGCACCAGAUAUAGGACAUAACAUACAAUUUGAGGACUGGGAAAAAUUGUGGAAAGUAGAUUUGAAAUUUACAGACUGUUCUCUCUUGAAAGAAAACUAUAUGAAAAUGAUGUAUAGUUCGUAUAUUACACCAGUACUGAUAGCAAAAAUGUAUAAAACUGGGUCAAAUAUAUGUUGCAAAUAUAAAGAAAAAGAAGGGACUUAUAAUCACAUGUGGUGGGAAUGUAGAGAAGUUUAAAAAUUGUGGGAAAUGAUAUAUAAUGAAUUGAAAAAAAUGUUCAAAUUGACAUAUGUAAAAAAACCCAGAAGUAUUCUUGUUAGGGAUUGGAGGACAAGACCUGCCAAGGAAAAGAAAGGAUUUAUUUAUGUAUGCUAAAACAGUGACGAGAGUCUUGUUCGCAGAAGGAUGGAAGAAUGAGGAAAUCCCAAUGAAAGAACAGUGGCAAGAAAAAUUGAUGACCUAUGCGGAAUUGCCUAAAUUGACAUAUAAACUGUUUGAAAAGGACAACUGUGACUUCAAGGAAGAAUGGGAACUUUUUACAAACUAUCUAAAAAGACAUCAAAAUAAACUGGAGUCCUUGGCAGGUUUUGAAUAAACAUCCAUAAAUUUAUUAGUUGAGCACAUGAUAGAUAAGGCAAGGAUAUGUACAAUUUUAUAACAUGCAGAAAACAAUAUAUGCAAAGAAAUCAGGGAGGGGAGCUGAGGGAAGUCGAUGGUGGGUGGGAGA